Messenger RNA from Phalaenopsis equestris, 336 nucleotides. RefSeq lists its product as uncharacterized. The record is from RefSeq and is a predicted model, not a curated record. The annotation marks the transcript as partial. The transcript has 4 exons. NCBI's taxonomy places the organism in Eukaryota, Viridiplantae, Streptophyta, Magnoliopsida, Asparagales, Orchidaceae.
AAAAAUCGCUAGGUUUACCGGCGGCCACGAGAAGCGGAGGGCUGGAAGGCCAUGGGAACCAGAGAAGUAUACGAGGAGAAGCUCCGUUCCGGCAAUCUCUACCACGAUCCCACCAUUAACCCCGGUCUCGGUUCCGCUCGCUGCCCUCGAUGCCUCUCCCUCGUGAACCCUAAUUCGGAAGAGAAAUGGACUAUUGCUUCGGUUCUGCACGACGCCACUGCCGUGGCUGGUUCAGGCAUUGGCGCCAUGCUGAGUGCAGUUCACGGAUUCAACACGGGGUUUCCAUUCAUUCAGAGACACGUGAAGAGCCCAAAGUGGAUCCAAGUGGUUGUAGGG